AUGCUGCCUCUAUCACUACUCAAUGCUGCUCAGAACAAACCCAUGUUGGUGGAACUCAAAAAUGGCGAGACAUUUAAUGGACAUCUUGUAAAUUGCGACAACUUUAUGAAUAUCACGCUGCGCGAAGUAUAUCAGACCAGUGUGGAUGGCGAUAGAUUCUGGAAGCUCAAGGAGUGUUAUAUUCGAGGGAGUACGAUAAAAUACUUGCGUGUUCCAGAUACACUCCUUGACGCCGUCAAGGAUGAACAAAACCGGGCGCGAGAAGCAAAUCGAAGUACGCGGGGAUCAGGCCCUGGUGGAUCGAGAGGAGGACGAGGAGGGCCGUCAAGAGGACGCGGUGGGGCUCGCGGAAUGCCAAUGCGAGGAGGCAGAGGCAGAGGUCGGGGAAUGUAG
This is a messenger RNA of Pleurotus ostreatus (oyster mushroom), 393 nucleotides long. It is a transcript of the gene LSM4, whose product is annotated as RNA processing protein. Bases 1 to 393 code for a protein of 130 amino acids. Lineage: Eukaryota; Fungi; Basidiomycota; Agaricomycetes; Agaricales; Pleurotaceae. The record is from RefSeq and is a predicted model, not a curated record. The transcript is spliced from 6 exons. Gene Ontology annotation, biological process: mRNA splicing, via spliceosome; nuclear-transcribed mRNA catabolic process; spliceosomal snRNP assembly. Gene Ontology annotation, molecular function: U6 snRNA binding. Gene Ontology annotation, cellular component: U6 snRNP; P-body; spliceosomal tri-snRNP complex.